CAUUUUUUAUUAUAAAGGUUUUUAUUACGAUAAGUUUGCUCAAACUAUCCAUAAACGGAGUGAUUUAAAAUCGAGUAUCUUAUUCCAUUUCGGACAAUAAAAAUAUCUUAUAUGGGAAAUGUGGUUUAUAUAAUGAUUUUUAUUGUUAUGUAGGCUUUUAUUAAGUGUUUUGUACUUUGGAUGUAUCUUCAUAAAGAAAUAAUUUCUCAUUGAUAGGUAUGGUUUUUUCCAACUUUACAUUUAAAAUUUAUACAUAUAUCGUUGCAUAAUCGAUACAUAACACCCUUAUCAAUUUGACAGCUAUAUUUCUUAUCACAUGUUUGUAAACAACUUUGGCUAAAGCAAAGAAGGCCACAAAUCACUUUCCUAAUUGAAAUGUUUUCUGGUCAUGCCCAUCUAAAAAGACGAACACCAGAAGGAGGAAUACCAAGGCCGGAUUAUAUUGAAUAUCUGGUAGAAGAGUAUCAUACCAGCACCAACGUCGAGGCAAAGGAGCAAGUAACAGCGAACUUAGCUAACUUUGCUUAUGAUCCAAUUAAUUGGGAAUAUCUAAAAGAAGCUGGGGCAUUGGAAGUUUUUGAGGAAUGCACUAAGAGUCCAAACGAGCGAUUGCAACUGCAUGCGCUUGCUGGAUAUUAUCCUGCAGCAUUCAAUUUUUUAACUAAGCCUGAAGUAAACUCUCAAGUCAAACUAUUACUACAGACAUCAGAAGCGACCGACAUUCAUCUUAAUUCCAUUGCUCUUUUCUAUCAGCUAAUAACUGCGGACAAUUGCUCGCAAGAGGAAAAAAGUCGAGUCAUCACCCCGCAUUUGCUAAAGACAAUUACCAACUUGCGUAACCUAAGUCCGGAUCCACGUGUUAAGAACUUGGCUGCAUUAUUUUGCGAAGAUUUUGGAUCACGCAUAGAGGAAGUGGUAGAUUCUAAAAAUGUGCUUGAAAGUUCUAAAAAGGUGUAAAAGUUACAUAGCGACACAGGGGAGAGAUAUUAUAUUAGUCAAACGCUUCAGCCAGCACGAGUUAGACCAGUUUUCAUCUCUAACCGGCGAUAAUAAUCCUAUACAUAGUGUAGCGACACCAAUAUCUGAGCGUAAAGUGCAUGGUGCUUUCCUAAAUGCAAUUGUGGCUGGUAUUAUUGGUACGCAGUUGCCCGGAGCUGGAACAGUAGUGCUAAGUCAAAACUUUAGUUUCCCGCAUGCUUGUCGCGUUGAUGGCGAUGUCCACAUUUCAGUGCGUCUAGUGAAAGAGCGCAAAAUAUCACUAGUAGAAUACGAAUGCCGCCAAGGCGAAAAUGUAGUUUUUGUAGGCGAUGCUAAACUUUUAAUAAAACAAUAAAUUUUUAACAUA
This is a messenger RNA of Rhagoletis zephyria (snowberry fruit fly), 1345 nucleotides long. Its product is annotated as armadillo repeat-containing protein 7. The record is from RefSeq and is a predicted model, not a curated record. Lineage: Eukaryota; Metazoa; Arthropoda; Insecta; Diptera; Tephritidae.